AUCUGCUGCUGAAAGGACGCUGCCACGUAAAACUUCAAAAGACUAUAAAACUCGAAACACCAACCGUUCGUUACGUCACUACGAAGAAGCGACAACAUGCGGCUGGUUUUGGUUCUGUUCUGUUUUCUGCUGGCGCUUGGACUCACAACUGCUGAGGUGUGCAACAAUGGAGGCGAAUACAAUGUUUUAGACGGAGGCUGUGCGUGUUUGGACGCACAUUAUGGUACAAAAUGUGAAUUUGACUGCCGAGUCAACUGGAUUCGAGCUGUAGGAUACAAAUGGCGCAGGACUUGCUUAUCGGAGAAUGUGAAGAAAAACUGCAGGAAGAUAUGUGGUUUAUGCAAAGGAGCCAACUGCAAGGACAAGGACUGGAGUUAUUGUAAGGACAUGAUCGUUCGUUCAUCUGUCGGAGCAACAAAGAUGUUGUGUAAAGCAGCGAAAGGCGAAUGCCCGAAACAAUGCAACUAGAAUAAGAAAACUGAAAUGAUAUUUACAAAAUAUCGGAGAGAUCGAAAUUGAAAAAUGGAAUAUUAUCGACUUCAACUAAAAGCUAUAAUCAUUGUAAUGUCUAUGAUAUUGACACAUUAAAUAAAAUAAUCUCAGCAGU
This is a messenger RNA of Gigantopelta aegis, 607 nucleotides long. RefSeq lists its product as uncharacterized. The transcript has 5 exons. Bases 97 to 468 code for a protein of 123 amino acids. Lineage: Eukaryota; Metazoa; Mollusca; Gastropoda; Neomphalida; Peltospiridae. The record is from RefSeq and is a predicted model, not a curated record.